Messenger RNA from Pseudopipra pipra, 1827 nucleotides. RefSeq names its product zinc finger protein 239-like. The coding region runs from base 53 to 943 and encodes 296 amino acids. Gene Ontology annotation, molecular function: DNA-binding transcription factor activity, RNA polymerase II-specific; RNA polymerase II cis-regulatory region sequence-specific DNA binding. The transcript is spliced from 2 exons. Gene Ontology annotation, cellular component: PcG protein complex; transcription regulator complex; chromatin. Gene Ontology annotation, biological process: regulation of transcription by RNA polymerase II. NCBI's taxonomy places the organism in Eukaryota, Metazoa, Chordata, Aves, Passeriformes, Pipridae. The record is from RefSeq and is a predicted model, not a curated record.
CAGCCCUUGUUUUCCCCUCCAUCAGGAUUUCUCCUUCCCAAAGCUUGGGCGGAUGGAGGAGGAGGCUGCGAGGAAGAGGAAGAUGCCUUGGGCCCCCCAGGCAGGCCCCGAGCUGAGGACGGAGAGCCCGGAGGACAAAUCCCCCCGGCAGAGCCUGGUGGGAGAGGUCGUUUUGAAGGGCUCCCCGGUGCAGGAAGGCAGCGGGGAGGAAAAGGGCCGGAGAUCCCCCCGCAGGAGGGGCUCCAAAGCCAUCCCAGGGUGCUCUGAGGAGGAAAGAGCCAGCCUGUGCCGGGAAGGCGGCCGGAGCUUGAGGGGGAGCUCUGACCUGGUGGUCCCUGAGCAGCCUCCCAGCAGGGAGAAGCCCUUCAGGUGCUUAGAGUGUGGGAAGAGCUUCAGGAACAGCUCCAACCUUCUCACCCACCAUCACAUUCACACCGGGGAACAGCCCUACACGUGUGGGGAAUGUGGGAAGAGCUUCAGGAACAGCUCCACUCUCCUCACCCACCAGCGCAUCCACACCGGGGAACGGCCCUACACAUGUAGGGAAUGUGGGAAGAGAUUCAGGAACAACUCCAACCUGAUCCAACACCAGCACAUCCACACUGGGGAACGGCCCUACACAUGUUGGGAAUGUGGGAAGAGCUUUCGGCAGAUCUCCCACCUUCUCAAGCACCAGCACAUACACACUGGGGAACGGCCCUACAGGUGCUUGGAGUGUGGGAAGAUGUUUCAGACCAGCUCAGAUCUCCUCCUGCACCACCGGACACACACGGAUGAGAUGCCCUUCCGCUGCACCGACUGCGGGAAGGGCUUCCGGCAGAACUCCCACCUUGUCAGGCACCGACGCAUCCACAGCGGGGAGAGGCCCUAUAAGUGUGGAGAGUGUGGGAAGAGCUUCACCCAGAGCGGUAACUUGACCACACACCAACGGACCCACCGGUAAGGGAAGCCCUCGAGUGCCCCAACUGCAGGAAGAGCUUCGACCGCUGCUUCCACCCCGAAUGAAGCCCCUGAUGGGGAGGCAACCCCUGGAGUCCAGUGACUGUCAGUCCAUCCCUUUCGACCACAAAGGGCCAGUCCCCUUUCCCUGGGGCAGCUUCUUCCAACAGAACCCUUCUGGAGGGGGUGUGGAGAUUCCUGCCUUGGCUGGGGACCCCCCAAGGUCACUGCUGGAGGUUGAGAGCAGAGAUCUCCCCAUCAGCAUUGGUCUGGGGGAGUUCCAUCCAUCUCUAAUUAAGAAUUAUUGCUUUUGUGCCAGCUUUAGUAGAAUUGCUUCAACCAUUGCUUUAGUGUAGACACUUCAGUGUCUUAUCCUGUACUCCUGGUAGCUUUAGUGUGUAUAUUGUGUAUAAUUCUGUUGAAGACGUUUUGUCUGAUCAUUUGCAACCUUAAAUAAUUCAUUUCUAUCAACAGAUCUGAUUUGCCAUCAUUAAGACCUGGGGGACAAAAGUGGUUCAGUCACAGCUCUGUAAUUCCUCUAAACUGAAAGUGUUGGCAUAAUCCAAGGCUGAGAUUGGAUCCAGCAGCCCCCAGCACCCCACAGGAAGUUGGAAGCUCAGGGGCCACCUCCCUUUCCCAGCUCCCCUGUGCCCAAAGACCCCCAUGGGACCGUGGGACCUGCCAGACCACCCCCCCUUUUCCACCCUUGUCCCUGUUUCUCCCACUUUCCCAUGGUCCCCUCAAUCCCCAGUGUCCUCCCUGAACAGUUUUUGGGUCCCAACCUGCCGAUGCCUAAAAUCUAUUCUGGCACAGUUUUAAACUUUUAUACUGUUGUUGGCUAUUUAAUAUUUCUAAAUAUUAUAUCUAAUCUUUCAUAAGUGGAGUUAA